This is a messenger RNA of Talaromyces proteolyticus, 339 nucleotides long. RefSeq lists its product as uncharacterized. Lineage: Eukaryota; Fungi; Ascomycota; Eurotiomycetes; Eurotiales; Trichocomaceae. The transcript is spliced from 2 exons. The annotation marks the transcript as partial. The record is from RefSeq and is a predicted model, not a curated record.
ACUGGCACCUCCCCUCCCAAGCGCCACUGGCACGGCGAAGUGGGCGCGCGCCAUGAGCAUCAGAAUGUGUGGAUGAACGGCGGCGUGCGGUCGCCUGCAGGCCCAGCGCCGUGGUCAGGCUGGGACGCUGAGCGGAAGCGUCGGGCAUCAGAAGCAUCGACCAAAUCAACUAGCAGCGCAUCGUCGAACAAUACGCGCAAGUUCGACAAGCUGCAGACGCAGAAGAGAGAAAGCGUCUCGGACGCUGGGUCUGCCGAGAGAAGGAGGAGUUUUGCGGAGAUGUUGCCCGAAAAGGGGUUUUUUGGGAGGAUGUGGCAUGGGUAUACUGGGGGUUCGCAG